AUGAAUCAAAUUGGAAACAAAUAUAAAAUAUCCCAGACUGAUUCUGAUAAUAAUAGCAUUAUUAAAUGGGAACAAUUUAAUUCAAAUGAAUUAAAUUUUGAAAAUUGUCGAAAUACUUUGUUGGAUAAAUUUGAAAAUUUGGCAAAUCAAUUUGCUGCUGGUUGGAAAUAUCAUAUAUUAAAUACAAAUGAUAUUAAAGAAGCAUGGAUUAAUUUUGAAGAUUUUUACACUGAAAUAUGCUCAUUAGCAACAGAACGAGAAUUACUUACUGUUAAUGAUGAGAUUGAGUCACGUGAUAUCACGGAAUCACUUUUCACGUAUUCAAUUACUGAUGAAUAUCGUACACCGGAACAAUGUGAUGAAUUGCUAACACGAAAAGUUGAUGCAUUAGCAAGUAAAUUAUCACCAAAUUGGACAACAACGAUUACAAAUAUUAAUGAUACAUCAAAAGCAUGGAAAGAUUUUAAGCGUUAUUUUCAACAAAUAUGUGCUCAAAAUCAUCGUAGUAAGUUUUAUUAA
Brugia pahangi is the source of this 519-nucleotide messenger RNA. Lineage: Eukaryota; Metazoa; Nematoda; Chromadorea; Rhabditida; Onchocercidae. The record is from the annotation of a GenBank genome assembly.